AUGGCACAAAAUAAGGAAACAGUUAUUCUUGUGUUGGACGUUAGUCCAUCCAUGUGCGAUGCUCCACCUGGCCAGGAUUCUCCACUACAAGCAGCUCUGGAUGCUAUUACGUUGAUUGUACAGCGCAAGAUAUUUGCUGAAUCCAAAGAUGAAAUUGCAUUGGUGUUGUUUGGUACAGUGGAAACAGACAACCCCUUAGCAGCUGCAGAUGAGGACGGCGAGUCUUACAGGAAUGUGUCAGUGGUACAGCCUCUUAAUGUGGCCAGUUUUGAUUUCCUGGAAUAUGUCACAAAAUACACUCACUCUAAGACAACAUCAGCAGAUUUUAUUGAUGCUUUGAUUGUUGCAAUGGACCAUUUACAGAGAACUUUACAAUACAAAAAAGGUUUUAAAAACAAACAAGUGAUAUUGUUGUCUAAUUUUGAUAAUCCAUUUGAAGAUGAUCAACUGAAUGACAUCAUUGCAGGAAUGAAGACUCAAGGAACAGAAUUGAAUGUCAUUGGUCCUGACCUGGAUUAUGAAAUUAGUGAGGAUGGUUCUGGUGAUCAAUAUACCAUGACAAAUGGUAUUAAGAAAGAGAAGACCAAACAACAAAGAGCAGGAGAAGCUGUUGUGAAGAAAAUGCUCAAAGAAACCAAUGGAAAUUCUUAUUCUUUUGGAGAGGCAUUGUCUAUGUUAAGUCACUUUACUUCAAGGCAAACAAACCCAUCUGCAUGGAAGUGUGAUUUGGAGAUUGGUGAUCUUAUAACCAUUCCUAUACAUGGUUAUAUCAAGGUGAAAGCCCAUAAACUUAAACAAUCCUGGAAAAAGGUUUACACUAAAGAUCCUGAUGCAACUUUCACUACAGCCAGAACAUUCCACUUAAAUGAUGAGCAGGAGACGGAAAUUGGCAAUGAUGAAGUUGUUGAUGGUUAUCGUUAUGGAUCUACUUUGGUGCCAAUGAGUGACAAAGACAAGAAGGAAAUGAAAUACAAGUCUGAAAAAUGUUUCAAAAUACUUGGAUUUACUCGUCCUGAAAAUGUCCCAUCACAUUAUUAUAUGGGUGAUUCAAGCAUGUGUGUUGUGGGUGACCCUUCUGACCCUGUGAGUAAUGCUUUUAGUCCUAUUCUAUUUUUUUUCAUCUAG
Messenger RNA from Acanthosepion pharaonis, 1125 nucleotides. NCBI's taxonomy places the organism in Eukaryota, Metazoa, Mollusca, Cephalopoda, Sepiida, Sepiidae. The record is from the annotation of a GenBank genome assembly.